AUGCAACCAAAAACAGAGUUCGUGAAGUUCUUGAGAAAAGGUGCGUAUGGAUCAGUCGAUCUCGUCAAGUACAUCAAACGCGACGAUAACGCUUUGCCUCUUUACGCCGCCGUGAAAACCGCCGAAUGUGAAGACUACAACUCUCUCGAAAGAGAAAUUCAGAUUCUAUCCAAACUUGAAGGAUGUCGAAGGAUCGUGCAAUGCUAUGGGAAUUAUACUUUAGAAGAGGACUUCGAUGUCGGUGGAUUCCGAGUCUACAAGAUGGUUAUGGAGUACGCAGCUGCAGGGAGUUUAUUCAGUUUCAUGGACAGUUACAAAGAUAGAAAGUUACCGGAAACGAUGAUUAAAGACUUUACUCGUAUGAUUCUUCAAGGAUUAGUCUCUGUUCAUAGACUCGGUUAUGUUCAUUGCGAUCUAAAACCCGAUAAUCUACUUGUCUUUCCAUGUAGACAAUCUUACGAAUUGAAGAUUUCAGAUUUCGGGUCUUCGAGAAAAGUCGGAGAAUAUUCUGAUUGCUGGGAUGUUGAUUUGCCGUUUGUUGGAACGCCUGUUUACAUGUCGCCAGAAUCAGUCCGUAGCGGCGUGGCUGAGAAAGCCCUAGAUUUGUGGUCGUUAGGGUGCAUAGUAUUGGAGAUGUAUACCGGUGUGAUUCCAUGGUCGGAGGUUGAAUUUGAGGAUCUUGCGCCUGCUCUAUCAAAAGGUAAAGCGCCGGAGAUUCCAAAGAGUUUACCGUGUGAUGCAAGGAAGUUUCUAGAGACGUGUUUUUCAAGGAACCCUAAGGAGAGAGGAAGUGCUUCGGAUUUAUUGUCUCAUCAGUUCUUGCGUGGUGAAGUGGUCUCCGGCUUCUCGCUUCCGCCGUUGAAGUUGAAGAUUAAACUAGCACCGGAGAAACCGACGAAUGUUUCGAAGAAGCCCUUGAAGCUAAAGAUUAUCCCACCAAAGCCCCCACAGUUUAAGAAAGGUGGGAUUAAACCCUUGAAGUUGAAGAUUAUGCCUUUGAAGCCUCCAGCUUCUAGUUUCGUUUCUGUUCAAUAG
Molecule: messenger RNA, 1035 nt
Organism: Arabidopsis thaliana (thale cress)
Lineage: Eukaryota; Viridiplantae; Streptophyta; Magnoliopsida; Brassicales; Brassicaceae
Product: Protein kinase superfamily protein
Exons: 1
Coding region: 1-1035 (344 amino acids)
Molecular function (GO): ATP binding; kinase activity; transferase activity
Source: RefSeq, marked reviewed